Molecule: messenger RNA, 2839 nt
Organism: Mugil cephalus (flathead mullet)
Lineage: Eukaryota; Metazoa; Chordata; Actinopteri; Mugiliformes; Mugilidae
Gene: ift43
Product: intraflagellar transport protein 43 homolog A
Exons: 11
Coding region: 2033-2662 (209 amino acids)
Biological process (GO): intraciliary retrograde transport
Cellular component (GO): intraciliary transport particle A; cilium
Source: RefSeq, a predicted model, not a curated record
GGGGGGGGGUUUAAAAGUGUAAGUGGAGCAGAUGGCCCGGGAACGGACGCUGGAACGGCUCUGCCGCGUGCAGCCUAACGUAAAAGCGAGGCCUCGCCCAGACGCUAUCGGCCACACCUCACACCCUGACACGCGCUCAGCCUCCCGCGUCUGGCACCCUCUCAGGAAUCACCUCUCUUUGCCCUUUCGCCCAGAGGCUUGUUGGUGAUGUCAGUCUCUCCAGUGCUUUGUGCCGGUAAACAAGGGAAAUAGGAAUCAUAAGGCGGCAGGUGCUAGCCAGCUGCCGCGGUGUCUAGAUCUCAUAAAGCAUAAUAGAAAUUUCUUUGGAAAUGUAUUCGACGGAGCCCUCUAUGAUCUACUUAAAUUGCAGCAUCUGGAAUUUGAAUUUGUUUUCACCGGGGCUCCAGUGGAAAAGUUUGAUUUUUCGCUUUCCAAUUACCAAAGAAAUUAAGGCUCAGAAACACAAGAAAUCAAAUGUAUCAGAGGGGGAAGGGAGGGAGGGGGGAAAAAAAUGUCCAAUUUCUCUACUUCAUUCAUCAGACUGUGACUCCUCGAGUGUUAGAGGCCACUACUAGCAGAUGAGAUAAUGCGGCGGACGUCUGUGCUGGAGAAAAACAAACAAAAAAAAUGGUAAGCAAAAAUGGUAAAGGCGUGGGAGUCGGCUGGAGAGCGAGCCCAAGACCUCUGUCUCUGUUUGUUCAGAUGACAUCAUCUUUCUACUAUCCCAUAUAUCAGAUACCCUGCUGUCCUCAGCACUAGCCCUCAUUUUUUUCUUCUUACUGAGCAGACACUGAGUCAAUGAUUGGCUUGAAAUUUCACUGAAACUGCAUGCUCCACUGUGCCUGGCAUGGUCAGUCAUUCUUAAAAUGUCUCUGUGCCACAGGUUGUCCUUCACUUCAUCGGGUUUCUCCAGCAGCGCUGUGAGCGCAGGGCCCUUCGGAGAGACACCGGAGGACGGGAAAGGCUCAGAGGAAGCUCUACCCUGCUGCCCUCUCUCACCUUUCGCUUCAUCUGCUCGCCUUGCAUUAGCUGUCUAGCGAAGCAGUCUGGAUCAAGUGGUGCAUUAAAGUAUGAGAGAAAAGUUUCUGUUUAACUUCUUAACUGAAAAAGGAAAAAAAAAAAAAGAAAAGAAAAGAAAAAGGACAAACUUGACUAGAUUCCCAAACACUCCCACCAUCCAAAAAACGGCGAAUGUAAAACUCAUUAUAUGCAGCGGGGUUGAAAAUGAACUACACUGCGAAAUUAUCAAGGUGACAGACAUUAUGUUCCUACGUACUGCCGCAUGCCCAGUUCUCCUUAAAAUUACAAAAUGGAAAGGGAGAGGAAAGUGUUAAUUAAUGUAUGCUGGCACGUUCUGCUCAUUUGAGUAAUAUCUUCCCUGGAUACGCUGUGGGGCAGUAAGUGCUGCCAGUAGUAAGUCAAGUUCACUGUCUUGUGUUAUCACCUACAGUAAGGCCUACAGUAUGAGCGCAGUGAUGUGUCCUGGGCAUCUGGCCAUCACUGAUCCCACUCCUUAGACCUGUGUUUGUUUUGGGAGCUCUGGCUACCUCUGACCAGUGGAUAAACCCCGGACUGUGUAUUUUGAAUGUCAGGAGCACUUUGUGGUACCUGUGAAAUGGAUUUGAUUCAGGGCUUAUGCUGGAACCGGCAGAGGCUCUGCUCAGUGUCACAGCACAGCAUAAACACCUGUUGAUUUCAAAAUGGUAUCGCCCUGCUCUAACUGUGAAUAGGCACACGUCCAGAUGCUCAACUCUCUCUCUGGAGAAUCUGGUCAGAGAGCUUCUGCUUCUGAUUUCUGGAACAAUCAAUAGGCCUUAGUUUAUACAGGAAAUACCAAUAUGGAUGAACAGGGGGAUUAGAUCAUAACAAGGAGCUAUUCGAAAGGAAUAGUGGGGAAACAGAGUGUACUCACUUGGUUUAGCGAGACAGACACUUUCCUCCUGAUUGGCGUUACCAUGGAGAGCGUUGCUACGUGACGCUUGUUGAUAUCCAGGAAGAAGAAGCAGGCUCAUCGGUAGCAAGGAGGAGAGAAAUGGACGAUAACUUUCAGCUCGGAGACACGCAGCCGGUGAAAAACGUUGUCAAGUCUGGACGAAGAGCUCGCCUUGCAGCGGACCAAUCAUCGUUUGAAGAUUCUCGUUAUGCAAGGAAGUCCUCCACCUCCGCCUCAGUGGGAGAAGAGGAGGAUGAGGGUCCUCCUCCCAAACCAGCCCGGCGGCAGGGCGGCUGGGCAGAGGAAAGCUCCGGGUCCGGCUCUGCCAAAUCUUCAAGAAGACCUGCAACAGAGGACCUGGAAGACCGACGCCUGCGACCGCAAACUCCCCAAGGAUCGGAUGAUGAAGGGGAUAUUCCAGUGAUUCCAGACCUCGACGAAGUGCAGGAGGAAGAUCUCACUAUGCAAAUCGCAGCUCCGCCAAGCAUCCAGGUGAACCGGGUUAUGACCUACAGAGAUCUGGACAAUGAUCUGAAGUAUUACUCCGCCUUCCAAACCCUAGAUGGAGAGAUUGACUUGAAGCUCCUCACUAAGGUUUUGGCUCCAGAGCAGGAGGUGAAAGAGGAUGAUGUGGGCUGGGACUGGGAUCAUCUGUUUACAGAGGUGUCCUCAGAGCUGCUGAUGGAAUGGGAUCAAGGAGAGAGUGAGGAGCUGGUGGCCUGUCUGUAACAUGAGGAGGACUUUAAAUGACUCCGGUGGGAAUGGUGGGUGGAUUUCCAUUACACAAAAUGCCCAGCGACUUUAGUUAUAUUAACUUAAAUUACUAUUUGUUAUCCAGAAUUUGUAUUAUAUAGAGUAUGUAUAGCAUUUCUUACAUUUUCUUAAUAAAUCUUCUGCAGAGACCUG